AUGCGUGUCUUGCAAGCAAAAUUCACUGGGGCCAGUACAAGCUGCAGCAAAGCCUUUGGAACUAGAACUGUGGUGACAAUUGAUGAUGACAGCGAUGAUGGUGGCACUACUGAGUCCGAGGCUAGUACUCUAGAGCAAGAGGAUACGGAUAACAUCGGUGACAUGCAUGAGGGUCCCGAUGGGAAUGACAAUUAUGACCACGAUGGGGAUGUUCCUUUCGACGAUUAUACAGAAAAGCAAAGCGGCUCGGAUAUUAGACAAGAGCAAGACACAAGAGCUUGGUCUUCGGUAAAUGGGAUUCUCGUCUCCAUUAUGAUUGUCCUGGGCAAGCAAGGCCCCGACUGUUGUGUUUGUUGCAGCCAAAUAAAGUUUAAGCGGAAGUCCCGGAAUGGGUGCUCUGGUGGGAAGCCUGGUGAUUAUUUGCUACAAUUGCUGGUAAGCCUCCUGGCACUCCUUGCUCCACUUGUAUGGCUUACCCUUCUUGAGUAA
Molecule: messenger RNA, 489 nt
Organism: Prunus armeniaca (apricot)
Lineage: Eukaryota; Viridiplantae; Streptophyta; Magnoliopsida; Rosales; Rosaceae
Source: the annotation of a GenBank genome assembly